AUGGGCCGCUCAUCACAAUCCCUCGACCGCAAGCGCACCAAACUCCUCAACUGGGAGCGCCGCCAGCGAUCACUCGACAACCAAAACACACCCCUCCUCAUCCUAGCCCCAGAACUACGCAACAAAAUCUUCGCCCUGGCGCUUCCCUCCGGCCAAUUCUUCAACACGACCUUCAAACACGACUUCAAGUCCUGCGACGGCCAAGAGCGAUCGGUCAAACUCCUCCGCACUGCUGUUCAGUAUAAGCGCGAGUUUGGGCUCACUCAGGUCUGUCGCCAGAUUCGAGGGGAGACGAUUAGGGUCGUCUACUCGGUCAAUACGUUCGCUCUUGGCGUGCAGCCGCGAGACGUGCGAGUGAGAGCGGAGCGGUGGAUUGAGUCGAGGCCGGAGGAGGUGCUGUCUGUGAUUCAGAGAGUUGUCCUUCAGCGCAAGGAGCCCUACAAGUGGGAUGGUGACGGCGACGGCGACACUUCGAUGCACUGUAUGCUCUUCGACUUCGUCGAGAAGAAGGCCUGGACGAUCUCGGACGACCGCGCCUACACCCUACAUCUCGCGGCGGGCUUCGAGCGCAAUACGUUCUCUCAUUUCGUGGACCCGAAGAGCUGGUCUGCUGGUUCUCCACGUCUUCGGCUGCUGCAACUCUGCCACGACUUCCGCCGAGGCUGGAGGUUUCCUUGA
Messenger RNA from Zasmidium cellare ATCC 36951, 678 nucleotides. RefSeq lists its product as uncharacterized. The record is from RefSeq and is a predicted model, not a curated record. The transcript has a single exon. The coding region runs from base 1 to 678 and encodes 225 amino acids. Lineage: Eukaryota; Fungi; Ascomycota; Dothideomycetes; Mycosphaerellales; Mycosphaerellaceae.